Messenger RNA from Pseudophryne corroboree (corroboree frog), 5452 nucleotides. It is a transcript of the gene MAPK1IP1L, whose product is annotated as mitogen-activated protein kinase 1 interacting protein 1 like. The record is from RefSeq and is a predicted model, not a curated record. The transcript has 4 exons. Lineage: Eukaryota; Metazoa; Chordata; Amphibia; Anura; Myobatrachidae. Bases 256 to 1428 code for a protein of 390 amino acids.
AUGGACAGAACAGACCUGUGCACUGUGUAAUUACUAUGUGCUACACUGAGAGAGAGUUGUGCUGCAACAAUGUUACCAUAACAUUCCCCUCGCAGCAGCAGCAGCAGCCGGGUGCUGGGAUUGGGUGUGACACAUAUAGCUGCAGCCUUUGAACCUGGGCUGGGUUAGCACUGAGCAGGCUUCCUCUUCCUGGGAGGAUCACCCAGCAGCUCUCUCCGCUCAGACCCCAGACUCAGCAGCUUGUCCUAGAGUACGAUGUCUGGAGAAGAUGAAUUCUCGUUGUCUGAUGCUUUACCAGAUAAGUCACCUGCCAAAACGCAGAAUGUAGGCAACCAAAAAGACAAUCAACAGCAAGGUGGAUGGUCCGGAUCAAACCCCUGGGGCUCUGCUCCUAGUGCUCCUUCUGCCCCUGGUGCCACGCCUUACGGACAAGGUCAAGGAGGAUCAUAUCCUGGUGCUCCUUCUGCCCCUGGUGCUACGCCUUACGGGCAAGGUCAAGGAGGAUCAUAUCCUGGUGCUCCUUCUGCCCCCGGUGCUACGCCAUAUGGACAAGGUCAAGGAGGAUCAUAUCCUGGUAGUGGGAUUCAGCCAACUGCACCAACGCAACCAUAUCCAUCUGGUCCCCAGCCAGGAGCACCAAGUGCCCAUUCAGGGCCUACUGGGCCAUAUCCAGGAGCUGCACCUGGGCAACAGCCACCUGCACCAAAUGCACCAUACUCUACAGGACCCACCGGACCGUACCCAGGAGCACCUGCUGGACAGCAGCCACCUGCACCAAAUGCCCCGUAUUCUUCAGGACCCUCUGGACCGUAUCCAGGAGCACCUGCUGGACAGCAGCCACCUGCACCAAAUGCCCCAUAUCCUUCAGGCCCUACUGGACCUUAUCCAGGAGUACCUGCUGGCCAGCAACCGGCUGCACCAAAUGCCCCAUAUCCUUCAGGUCCCUACCCGGGAACACCUGCUGGGCAGAAUCCAACUGCACCGAAUCCCCAAUAUCCUUCUGGCUCUACUGGGCCUUACUCAGGAGCACCAAGUGGGCCACAGCCAGGAGCUCCAUCUGGGCACUAUCCUACUGCACCUGGGCAGUAUCCUGGUGCACCCUAUCAAUCGGGGCCUGCUGGAAUGCCAGGAUCAUAUCCUAACCCUUCUGGAGCCUCCGGUCAACAAUAUCCAAAUCCUUCAGCCCCUUAUGGUCAAUCGGGUCCCACAGGACCUUCACAGCCUUGGGGUUCUAGUCCAUGGAGUUCCCAAGGUGGGCAGUACCCCACACCCCCAAAUGUGCCAUACCCAGCCACUGGUCCCUUCCCAACUCCUGGUGCUGCAUCAUCAUCCAUACCAUGGGGUAAUGUGCCGCCUGGUCAGUGGGGACCUUCGGCUUCAUUUCCUGGAGGUCCUGGAACAUACCCAAAUCCAGGCUCCUAUCCCUGAAGUCGCCUGAUAUUUGUGAUUUCCUCCUGAUCCUGCUACCCACCAUAUCUCUGCGCAAUGGAAAAAAAAACAACAAAAAAAAAAUAAGAAUCAUCGUCUGGACCAUUUAAAACUGAGAUUACAAAAACAUCAGUGUCAAGAUCCGCGGAGGAUUUGAAACCCGCCUAAAUCAGAUCUCUUGUUAACAUUCUCAUUUGUGACACUAUUUAAUGCUGUAGAACAGACCUGAAGAUAAAACCAUAUUAAAUUGACCGCAGAUGAUCUGUUUGUCCAUAGACAAUUCAGUCCGGAAUCUAUAGAGAAAAGCACCAAAAAUUAUAUAUCUGAAAUACGAGGGAUUAUAAAUUUUUUUUUUUUUUUUUGUAUUUUUAUUUAAUUUUCUUUUGGGGCAUCUUACUAAUGAAGAGUUUCUGAGCUAUACUUUAUGUAACCCUAUAUCUCAUAGGCGAGUAAGUAAUGUGUGCCAUUUCCACAUCCACACUGUAGAUACAUUGGGCUCGAUUCAAUUCACUGACCGUUGAAUAGCACGGGGCACUUAUGUUGGAGAAUACCGGUUCUCCCGACAAAACACCCUGUAUAGUCCGAGAGAAUGGGCGGUCUCCUACUUACUAAGGCGCAGAAUUGAAUAGCGCUGGGAGCUAAUUCCAGGUGCUAUUCAAUGCUCAGUGAAUUGAAUCGAGCCUAUUAUUUUUUGCAGGUAUGCAGUAAUCUAGAAAUGUAACGUUGCUUCAUUUUGCCGAAAAGCCUAAAUGGUGGUCCAACCGUGUGAGGUUUAACGGGAAACUCCGCUCCUCCCUCAUUAAUGAUUCCCCUUGCCCCAAGUAUGUCCAAAAUUAGCAUCAUGUGGGGUAAUGGUUAAAUGAAUUUAAUAGGUCUUCUAUGCGUUAACCAGCAUGAUCUGGCACUUCUAAGAGAUCACUGGCGCUUCCAUCCUUCUUUGCGCUUUGACUUAUGAUGUUAUUGUAGACCGUUGGGCUUUAUUUACUAGAACCCAAUGCUUCUGAUCGUGCUUAUGCUUGCAGUAUAAAAGGGAUAAUGCUUUUACUAGGCAAACAUAGAUAGUAAAAGCACUGCCCUUAAAAUUUCAGGCAUAGAAACGAUUGGAAGUGGCGAGUUUUAGAACCCAACGCUUAGUAAGUAAACCCCUCGGGGUUCCAGAUCACCAAUAUGUUAAUGAGUUACAAAGGCCCAGAUUUAUCAAGCCGUGGAGAGUGAUAAAUUGCACGGUGGUAAAGUAACAACUAAUCCGCUCCUAACUGCCAUUUUUCAAACGCAGCAUGUAACAUGGCAGGAGCUGGUUGGAUGGUACUUUUAUCCCGGUACUAUUUAUUACUCUCCAAGGCUUGAUAAAUCUGGGCAACUAUUAGAUCUUAGCAGAGCAGCCUGUGCCAGUCUGCAUGACCGAUCGCUGUCAGGAAAGUACAAUUGCUAGGGGGGGAAUGCCUGAUGGAGCUUGUUUGGCACUGACUGGCCAUGGCCCUAAUUCAGACCUGAUCGUAAAUGUACUACAUUUAUCACAUCUAUGAUCUGCUUCCCUGACAUGCGGGGGGCCGCCCAGCGCAGGGCUAGUCCGCUCCGCAUGUCAGGCCCUACCCCUCCCCCCGCACAGGUACAAAAGCAUCGCACAACGGCGAUGCUUUUGUACUUGAAGUGUAGCUCCCUACCGGCGCAGCUCCUGCGCGCUGGCAGGGAGCUACUCGUCGCAGUGGCUGCGUGUAACGUCACGCAGCUGCCGCGGCCCGACCCCUGCACGGUCCAUGCACGCCUGCGUUGCCUGGACCGUACCCCUAAAAUGGUGGCCAAACGCCGCUGGCCCGCCUCCUCCCACCCAGGGACCACCUCUGCCUGUCAAUUGUGCAGAGGCGAUCGCAGGGCUGAGAUGGCCAUCGGCUGUCUGGCAUGUGCAGUUCAGACCUGCUCGGCUGACCCAAUCAGGUCUGAAUUGGGCCCCAUGACCGCACAGCGGAUGUGGUUCUUGUCCAACUCCAGCAAUGGGUGUGGCUGCUCACCGUACGUAGGUCAGACACUUUCUCUGUGCUCCCAAAUGCUGCGAUUGACCACCCUUAUGUUGCAAUCUGACCUGGCUGCAAAUAGUUAAUUCACUAACACUGCUAACAGGUGCAAAUCUGCACUACAGCCGCGGUCAGACCUGGCGUGUUGUCUUACCCUAACCACUCACCUGACCAUCCAGACACCCAACAGAUUUGGCCAGGAGUUUGCAGCUUGUGUGGAAGCUUUAACUUUCCCCAGUUAGACACAACUGGUUUAUUGCAGAUUUGCACCUCUCGGCAGUGUUGGUAAAUAAGCCUCAGUGAUCACACUGUUCUGAAUUUCUGACUAUCCGCUCCUUUACAAGGGCACAAUUCUAAACCCCCCUCCUCCUCCUUUCCUGCCCUAGCGCAAUUGCGAGGGGUAAUCAAUCUAAAGGAGUUCAUAUAGGAACCAGUUGCAGCAGCGAUUUCAUAUGCAAGAGAUACUACCAUUAUACAGGUCGUUACUGGAUUAAAGAAACCUGCGUCCACUUUUUAGAGCUUCUAGGCAGCCGUUGCAGAGGAGAAAUGUAAUUAAUCUGAUUCCAAAGCUGAUACUUCUAUCAUUAUUCUCAUUUGGUUGCUAUUGGGAACGUUAUCAUUUUUCCUUUGCACCGUAAAUAUCCUCUAUUAUUGAGCGGAGACCGUUCUCGUAGUCUUAUACGACAGAAAAACAGCCUCCCCCUGUGUCUUUCACUCUACUGUGCGGCUAUUAGAAGGCACACAGGGGUAGGCGCAUCAAUCAUUGGAGAGAGAUAAAGUAGAGAAGUUGCUUCCGUCAUUUUAUAAACCGUGCUAGAUAAGUGACAGCUAGGUGCUGAUUGAUUACUAUGGGCAACAUCUCCACUACCUCGCUCCAAGGUCUAAUACUACUACUCCCAAAGGCUGUUCUAUAAAGUCCCUUUUCUUCCCACCCAUUAAUCUGAGAGCUCUGCACUAUGCACAAUAUUUCUGCCAUUAUAAAAUACUCCGUACAAGUCCAGCUGUGUAUAUUAAUAUGCAAGGGAUGACGGGAUUGGCGCGUGUCUCAAUUAAAAUUUUAAGGCAAGAUGAAAAAGAGCUGAAAGAGGAGAGAGGUAAAAGGUGCGGUAGAAUGAUAUAUUGGGGAGGGGGUGAUGUCCUAAACGCCUAAUUUAAAUUAAAGUGUGUUUUAAUCCACUACUGAGGGUAGAGAGCAGAAGUGCAGGGUGCGUAUUAAAGACUCAUUUAGGCAUCCGGGGUAAAAACUAUUUGUAAAAUGUAAUAAAUGAAUGUGCCAUAGGUAUGUCACCGCUUCCUAGUGAAUGAAUAGCCUCGGCUAUUAGUAGGUGACAGAUCCACUUUACGUGUGCCAAAUAGACUUUAGGACUGUUCUCUUUAUUCAAAAUUUGUCCUUUUACCCAUAGAUGGUCCUCAUAGGAACUUUACUUUCCGCAUUUGCCCUUGCACAAGUGAUUUGUGAGCAGGGGCGCCUCUAGAGGUGGGGGCUGCAGCUCAGUUCAAAAUUCAAAUAGGGGUCCACACCAACUGCCAGUGAGUCCGUUGGAGGCAGUUGGCGUGACUCUCCUAUUUGAAUUUUAAACGGACCUGCAGCCCCUCCUCUGGAGCCGUCACUGUGUGAGUGUUGUAUACUGGCCCCAAUGUGAAUUUUAGCUCUGCGUACACACUCUGAUGCGCUUAAGGCAUAGCCCUAAUUGGUGCUCGUCCCACCUCUCUCCCGUCUGAUAUCCCUUUAGUAGAACCAGUUUACCCACCAAAGAGCUCGGUUGUAGGCAGGUACAUAUACAACAAAUAUUUAUGGUGUGUGCGAAAGAGGUUUACACAUUGUAUUAUUGGCGGUUAGACAUAACUAACUUAAUUUAAAUGAUUUUUGCUUUGGCAUAUAUUACUAUACAAUUGAAAACUUAUUUCUUUUUUGUAUUUUAUUACUGAAAAAAAAAGCCAUCUGCAUUUAUAUAGUAUGCACAGUAUUUUAUAACAGUAAUUCAAUAAAGAUUGCUUAUGUAGUAAAUGAA